This is a messenger RNA of Acanthochromis polyacanthus (spiny chromis), 1782 nucleotides long. RefSeq names its product pyruvate dehydrogenase E1 subunit beta (gene pdhb). Gene Ontology annotation, molecular function: pyruvate dehydrogenase (acetyl-transferring) activity. Lineage: Eukaryota; Metazoa; Chordata; Actinopteri; Pomacentridae. The record is from RefSeq and is a predicted model, not a curated record. The coding region runs from base 102 to 1184 and encodes 360 amino acids. Gene Ontology annotation, biological process: pyruvate decarboxylation to acetyl-CoA. The transcript has 11 exons.
UGACACCAUCUGUGCGACGUGUGACCUGCAGCUCUGAUUGGUCGAAACCUCGUCGCUUCACCAGAGGCCUCGCCCACUCUCCGGCAGAGGACAGCUUGAAGAUGGCGGCGUCGCUGAGGUGCUUUCUCCGCUCAGGAAAGAAAGCCGUGUCGGCUCUGGGCCAGCGGGAGUUUCACAAGAGCGCUCCGGUCGCGGCGCAGGUGACUGUUCGUGAUGCCCUGAACCAGGCGAUGGACGAGGAGCUGGAGAGGGAUGAGCGGGUGUUUCUGAUGGGUGAGGAGGUGGCUCAGUACGACGGCGCCUACAAGGUGAGCAGAGGCCUGUGGAAGAAGUACGGAGACAAACGCAUCAUCGACACUCCCAUCUCAGAGAUGGGGUUCGCUGGCAUCGCAGUCGGAGCCGCCAUGGCCGGCCUCAGACCCAUCUGCGAGUUCAUGACCUUCAACUUCUCCAUGCAAGCCAUCGACCAGGUCAUCAACUCUGCAGCUAAGACCUGCUACAUGUCUGCCGGCCUGCAGGCGGUGCCCAUCGUCUUCAGAGGACCCAACGGGGCGUCGGCCGGCGUCGCUGCUCAGCAUUCACAGUGCUUCGCUGCGUGGUACGCUCACUGUCCGGGUCUGAAGGUGGUCAGUCCCUGGAACUCAGAAGAUGCCAAAGGUCUGCUGAAGUCGGCCAUCAGAGACGACAACCCCGUGGUUUUCCUGGAGAACGAGCUGCUGUACGGAGUUCCCUUUGAGAUGUCCGAGGAGGCACAGUCCAAAGAUUUCACCAUUCCUAUCGGCAAGGCCAAGGUGGAGAGAGCAGGAACCCACGUCACUCUGGUGUCUCACUCUCGGUUUGUGGGUUACUGUCUGGACGCCGCCGCCGUCCUCACUAAGGAGGGGAUCGAGUGUGAGGUGAUCAACCUCCGCACCAUCCGUCCGAUGGACGUGGAGAGCAUCGAGGCCAGCCUGAUGAAGACCAACCACCUGGUGACGGUGGAGGGCGGCUGGCCUCAGUUUGGAGUCGGAGCAGAGAUCUGCGCCAGGAUCAUGGAAGGUCCCGCCUUCAACUACCUGGACUCUCCGGUUACCAGGGUAACGGGCGUCGACAUCCCGAUGCCGUACGCUAAAAUCCUGGAGGACCACAGCCUGCCGCAGAUCAAAGACAUCAUUUUCUCCGUGAAAAAGACCCUGAACGUCUGAAGAAGAACGUCCAGCCCACGUUGUAAAUACCAAGAAAAUGUUCCGCUAGAAAAACACUCCUCCGUUUUCCAGCCAGAUGUUGGUCGAAGAAACGCACAACUUUAAGGGUUCGGGAUUUUAUCACCGAAGGCUGGUCCCAUGUGGAAGUUUAACGACAACCAAACUACUAAAGAGUGGCACGAAAAAUAAUCCAAAUUUAUCUUCUUUAUCUUCCUGAAAAGCUUCCGUCUGACUUUCAAUCAAACGUUUUAUUUAUUUCACCAUUUUCCAGAUAUUUUUGACCUGAAACCGUAACGCCAGACUGUUUGGAUGAAGUUCUUAAUUUAGAGCUUUUUUUCUUUUGUAAAUUCAAAAAAGGAGUUAAUAUUCAGUAUAACUGCUUAAAAAUCUAAGUGUUUGUUUAUUUAAUUAUAAACUGUGCUCUCUGUAGUUUAGUUGUUAAUAAACCUCUGCCUGUUUCCACCAGAACACGUCUAAUUCAGAUUAUUAAUCGUCUCUCGGACACAGCGAUAUUUAUUGUAGCUGCAGCGGCUCUGUGGGUGUUUCUGUGGCUGUAAACGAGUCUGUUACCUGAAAUAAACCCUGUCAGUCCUUUAAA